Onychostoma macrolepis is the source of this 1494-nucleotide messenger RNA. RefSeq names its product aerolysin-like protein. Bases 141 to 1088 code for a protein of 315 amino acids. The record is from RefSeq and is a predicted model, not a curated record. The transcript is spliced from 2 exons. Lineage: Eukaryota; Metazoa; Chordata; Actinopteri; Cypriniformes; Cyprinidae. Gene Ontology annotation, cellular component: extracellular region.
GAUCCCCCAGGUCCCGCCUACCCACUUCAAGAUCUAUUUAAGCAGCAGCCCAGUCAAGCAAUCUUCACUUUUCUUGCUUUUACCAGAUGAGCUGAUCUGGAGAAGAAGUUCAUCAGGCUGUCAUCCACAUUUCUUCAAAGAUGUCCUACCCAACAACUCUGGAACUCAUUGGUGGUGGAGGAGGUGCUUACUCUUCAUUUACUGGUGUGAAUAACGGUGCCAGUUUAGAGAAGAUUGGCGUGUGGGUGGGUGGAUGGCAGGUGAAGGCUGUCAGGGUUUGGCUUUCAGAUGGCAGAAGUGCAACCUUUGGCGAUCCAGAUGGACCGUAUCAAGAGUACGCGUUCAAACUUAAUGAGUGUUUCACCUCACUGUCCCUCUGGGGGAACGGAGCAGGAACGCGUCUUGGAGCCAUCAAAUUCAAGACCAACCUGGGUGGAGAAUUUUUUGCAAAGAUGACGAGCUGGGGCUUAAAAAGAGAAUAUCCCAUUGAUGUCAGCUCUGGAUUUUGUCUGGGAGUUGAAGGAAGAUCUGGUUUAGAUAUUGACUGCAUGGGAUUUGUGUUUCUCCACGCCGUUCAAUCAACUGUUCUCACAAAUGUCAACUAUCCCACAAUAAACCAACUGAUACCACAAGUGACCGUAGAAGAGAUCAAAGACGUCACUUACAGAAACGACACCUCUGCCAAACAACAGCAAAGAGUUGACGCUUCAGAGAAAGUGACCAGAAAGUCUUCAUGGUCUGUGAGUGACCGCUUUACCUCAACAUUUAGUAUGGAAGUGAAGGCAGGGAUUCCAAAGGUUGUGGACGUUUCUACAGGAUUCAGUUUCAGCGUUGGCCAUGAAAACACUUGCAGUCAUGAGCAGACCAAUGAGACCACUGAAACCCUGUCGACCAUGAUUGAUGUGCCACCUAAAAAGGCAGUGAAUGUUAACGUCACUAUCGGAAGAGCCACGUUUGACCUGCCUUACACUGGCACGGUGAAGAUCACUUGCAAGAACGGCAGUGUGUUGCAGUACGAAACCAAGGGCCAAUACAAAGGCGUCACUUACACUGCUAUCAAAGUGAAUACGCAAGAAUUUGGUCUGUAAUGUUAAGAUGCAUUCUUCUUGGCUGGGCUUUUUUUUUUUUUUUUUUUUUCUCCCCAGCAAUGUAUGAUUUUCUUUUUAUGACUUGAGCUCUUCUUUCUUUGUUCCAUCUCAAAUGUCUAUUUGCUCCACUAUUUUUGACAGGUGAAAUACUCGGCACUGUCUUUUCCAAAUGUUUUCUAAUUCUAUUAUAAAAUGUUCAUCACUUAAAUCACUCACUAGUACCGUAUUAUCGGUGUAGUACUUCAUAGAAGAAUUUUAAUGUUCAAUUUCACAUUUAAUAAAAGUCUUUCAUGAGCCCUUUGUACUGUUUGUCUGUAUUUAAGUGUUGCUUCAUUGACUUUUUUUUUUUUUAAUUUAAGGAGGUCUUCUGAGGUUGUUUUACAAAAGCAGGUUGUUGAAAAUAAUU